Messenger RNA from Candoia aspera, 3534 nucleotides. It is a transcript of the gene FANCB, whose product is annotated as FA complementation group B. Lineage: Eukaryota; Metazoa; Chordata; Lepidosauria; Squamata; Candoiidae. Gene Ontology annotation, cellular component: Fanconi anaemia nuclear complex. The coding region runs from base 287 to 2812 and encodes 841 amino acids. The record is from RefSeq and is a predicted model, not a curated record. Gene Ontology annotation, biological process: negative regulation of double-strand break repair via homologous recombination; interstrand cross-link repair; positive regulation of double-strand break repair via homologous recombination. The transcript has 9 exons.
CCCUACUGAUAUUAAUUGGCAAGAUGGAAAAAUAUCUCUUUAAUAGCAGCUGCACUAUUGCAAUUUUUCAGCUUUAGUAACAAUGGACUUCAAGCAGAAUAAGCUUGCAUUUAAACAACAAGUUAUGAACACGGAAGAACAGCAAGAUGUCUUUUGGAGGAGCUAAUCUUAAAUCAACUCAGAGAUUGAAAAAAUGCUCUUUGGAUCAAAUAUUACAGAAGAAUCCUGUAGUGGAAUUCAGAGAAACACCAAUUUUUAUGCUAUGGAAUCUAUUUAAGAAAAAAAAAUGUCAACGGAUCAGCAAGAGAAACUUGUAUCUUAUAAUGGGGAACUCCUUCUUUUCCAACUAUCAAAAGGGAAGAACACACAGAGUGAUGAUACCAUAAUUACUACAUUGCAUGUUAAAAGGAUGAUAUUUGACAAUGGCACUAAAUUGUUUAAUGAGAUGUCUAAUGGAUCAUUUUGCAUAUGUGGGGAAGGUAUUGAGAUUAUUUACUGCAGUAAUGCAUCUGACUUCAGAACUGGAAUUCUUCACCCUUGCAUUCUCUUGAAAAAGAAAACAAAGAAAAAAAUUAAAUAUAUGUUGUUGUUGCUUCAUACCUUUAACAAAUUUGAACUGGUUCUGCACUUUAAACUAGACUAUGCAAUCAAAGAACCUGUAAAAUUAUUGGCUGGUCCAACAAUAAUAUGGUAUAAUGAAAGACACCUGUUACAUAUUUCUCCCCAAACUGGCACUGUUUUAUGUGCUCCUAUUCAGUUUUCUUCUGUCCAAUGGGCUGGUCACGUUGAGGGUCAGGGUGCAGUUGUUUUGGGAACUAGAGCUGCUUGUUUUCCAGAAGGAGGCAAUAAGCAAAGUGACGCUAACUCAGACUUGGCCAUCUGGGGAUAUGAAUGUUUUGCAUAUGCAGUAGACAAACAAAAAGUGCUGCUGAAUGCUAAUUUUUUGCCUCAUGCUUAUGGCAGUGUGGUGCAUUGUGUGUAUGUUUGCAAAGCUGAGGUAAGAAGAAGCAGGUUUAAGACGUCGCUCGUUGCCGUUACUUGCAAAGGCCAGUUGAUUUUCUUUCAAGAUGGUUGGCCUAAAGAAGUUCUACAGCUUCCAUACAAAAAUCCUUUUUCAGUACAAAUAGCUGCGGUGGAUGGAGAUCGCCAUUUGGUGAUUGUGACAUUUGCUUCCGGGGAUGUAUGUGCUAUAUGGAAACAUAACUUACAGGUGGCUUCUUGCUGGAAAAAGGUGAAAUCUAUUCUGGUAGAUGAUUUUGCUGGUAUUGGAACUGAACAAAUACUAAUUUUUCUAAAAAGUGACUCUAUUUCAGAAGCACUAGGGGCAUUUCAAAUAACAGAUUUUGGAAAGAUUAAUUAUGAGAGUAACAUAAACGAUGAAAAUGACUUGUCUUCAGCUGAAGAGAUACAAGAGAAUCGCCUUCUUACUAUCAAAGCACUUGAAGCACGAUUACAGGCUGGUUUUGCAUCCGUUCGAGCACUUCAACAACAUUUACAACUCAAAGAAAAAGUUCUGAUGGAAAGCUGUCAUGCAUUAUUAGAUAUUGUUCAAGAUCAGAAACAAAGAUUUCCCAGGGUCAAAAAGGAAAAUCUUGUUUCUCUUUGGGAUGAAACAGAGGAAGCAUUUCAUAACGAUGCAUCAGCUCCAACUGGAGAUCAAGAACGAAUUGUAAAAGAGGUUUGGUAUCGUGUGGUGGAUGACCAGUUAAUAGUUGGAGUACAAGUCAUGGACACAUUUGACUUGCAACUCAGUGAUACCAGCUUAUCUCUGAUAAUGGGCCCGAAGCAUCAUUCCCUUUCUCCAACAAAAUGCCACUGUAAAGUGGUUACAGUGAAGAAAGCAAUGCUGGCAGAGCCUUUGUCAUAUUGGCACUUGGAACCAUUGCCUAAAAAAGUCAAGUUAAGUUGCCCUAAUGAAGAAGACAAGUGCAAUGGAGGAGAUUUUCAAGUGAAGAGGAAUGAGGCAAAAGCCUUUAUGGCAGUGACCCCCUUGUCCCCUUUCUUGGCAUGGCAUGAAAUAACUUGUGUGGUACUGCUUCAUGCAAAGAAGAAGAGUGGUGAGAGUGAAAACUGGCAGAAAAGCAAAAGAUUGACUUUGCUAUGUGGAGAUAUUUUACUAAGUCUAGUAGAGAUUUCUACUGGAAAGCAUUCAAUAAAUUUGAAAGAUGAUAAAUAUCCAGAUUCUACACAAGACCUUUUUGCACUCUGUGCAAUAUCACACAAAUCUUCUUUUCAAAUACUCUCCCCUGACUGCACAUUGCUUCCAGUAAACAAGUGGCUAUUGGAACAUAUGGAGUGUGCACCAAUCAAGGAAUAUCCUGAUUAUAUGAUCUGCUGGAAAUCUGGAAAUCUGAAUGGCACUCUUUUCAAGUGGAAUCUAAAAACACCAUUUGAAGGAUUUUUAACAGUAUUCUGCAGACAUCAAUUUGCCUUGUUCCAGUGUCUUCAUGCCUUCAUUGGAUUGCUACCACCAAUUUGCAAGAUAAAAUCACUGAAGUUAGGAAAUAAGAAUCUACUUGCUGAACAGCUUGGACUGACUUUAGUAAAAGAAUCAGAAUUUCUCCAACAUGUUUUCUCGUCAGCUCUAAGACAAACGGAAAAUAACUUUUCUCUGAAAAAUGACAAAAAUGAGGAAAACAGUAGUGUCUCUGCAGUGCAACUCUUCAAAGAAGCGUUUAUAAAGGAACAAAAGCAAAGUAUGCUGAGUAUGAACAGAACAGUGAGUGGCUCCUUAUACAGAAAGUAUAUUUUGAAUGUAAUUGAUUUGCAGAUGAAUUCUGAUAUGAUGUCAUGGCUAUGCUCUUCAUUUUGACUUUUUUUAUUAGCUAAAACUAUAAUGCAUGUAUAAUACAAUACAUUUAACUCUACAUUUAAUUGGUCUAUAAGAUAAAAAGCAAACCUGCUAGUGUUUUAAUCUAUUACAAGGAAAUUAUUUUGCAAAAUGUCCAGUGGCUGUGAGGAAAGGACUGUUGUUUGUCUAAGCAGAUAUACAUACAUACAUACAUGUUUCUCACAAUUCUGUAUUCACAUAUUAGUGCAUUCUGGAACAGCAUUAAAUCUUUAUAGGAGAGGGGGAGGAUAAAAUGAAGUGCUUGACUUGAUGCCAUUUACAGAUACAGGCUGGCAUAGUGGCACAUCCUGACAUUUGCUGUAUUCAACAUUGAGUUUUCUAAGAUGCCUUAUCUUGAAAAACUGCAGUGGAUAGUUGCAUUGGAGUGAGUGACAGGCACCCUGUCGCAAUGGAAUACUAAGAACAGCUAUCACUCGUUCACUUAAUUUUGUAUAAACAAAAUUUGUCACAGCAGGAAUGAUCCAUGAUUGCUUUAGACUCCGCAUCCAGGAUAAUUUUUUUCCAGUUAAUAUUCAAUAUGGAGUUUUUAUCUAUGAGUGCUGUGGGUGGCCACUGACAAUUAUAUUCAAGAUACUCUUGAAUAAUGUUGAACAAAUCUGAGAACCUGCUGCAGGAGUAAAUAAAACUAUUCUCUCAUUAAUGUGUUCUGUAUAGAAGUAUCUGUUGUAUUCAGUAUAAAUAUA